Molecule: messenger RNA, 2775 nt
Organism: Wasmannia auropunctata (little fire ant)
Lineage: Eukaryota; Metazoa; Arthropoda; Insecta; Hymenoptera; Formicidae
Product: transmembrane protein 145-like
Exons: 4
Coding region: 990-2432 (480 amino acids)
Biological process (GO): G protein-coupled receptor signaling pathway; response to pheromone
Source: RefSeq, a predicted model, not a curated record
AAUCAGAUCCUUCUAAUCUAAUCUAAUCUUAAACUUCUCUAUAUUUUCGAACAGUUUAAAUCUCUUUAAAUUCAAUUUUUCUUAUUUUCUCACUAUACUUUAUAUAUUUAUCAUUUUUUUAUUUUUUUAAUAUAAUAACCUUAUUAAUUGCCCUUUAUCUCGUUUUUCCCUUUUAGAAAAAAAAUAUAAUCGAUAAUAAAAGUCGUUUAAAAUCAGUUGUUUAAAAAUCCACUCUUUCCUCUAAAAGCAGUAAAUAAAAGAUAGAACACGUCAUUAUGUUAGAGUUUUAUAUUAUACAGCGAGUGCCAUGAAUUGUUAUCCCUUCGUCGUUACGUAGCAAAUAAUCAAUUCGAUAAACCAGCGAGAACGCGACGCAUUGCACAUGCAUACUACAUGCCGCGCAAGCGACAUGCAUGCAAAUGUCAGGGACAUGCGAUCAAUUAGCGUGGAUUACUCGAUUCAAAAAUAUUCUCCUUCAUUUUUUAUAUACAUUUUCCAGCAAGAUAAAUGUCGCUCUUCCUUCCUCUUCCCCAUAGAUAAAAUCUAGUACACAAUUAAUCUAGUAUUUAAAUGUCUAGCUACAGAAAGCGUUGAAUAUAAUAGUCAAUCCGAAUAAUAAAAUAAUUUAAAAUAGAGCUUUUAGCUACGCUAUUAUUUUAACUUGUAUCUAACUUAUAUUUAUAUUUCCCGCAAUCGGAACUAUAUAUGUUCGGAAAAAUUGGGAAAAAAAAGAAGCAGAAAGAUCGAAGAAGAGCACAUAGAAAGUAUGUGGAGAAAAGAUUCUACGAUAGCGCGAAAUUUCGAGUACGAAAACAUUCUCCUAUUCCUUUCCUUUUUUUUCCUCUCCUUUCUCGCAACAGUAAUUUCAAGAAUGUCGACCUGUUUCGUGCGAAUAUCAAAUCGAUAUACGAGUCAUGGCACCGGGAAAUAUUGAUCAAAGCGACCGCUUGGCCGCUGACAGUAUGCGUCCGUAGCGAUCGCGGGUAGUUAUGUGCGGAGGAACGCUCGUCGCACGGGCGUCGCACACUCGGAACACGGGGCUGAGGCUGGGCAUUCUGCUGUUGCUCUUCUCGAUCGCGCAUCUGCCGUUGCUGCGACACGCCGAUGCCAAGAUACUCGAGGGCGAGUUGAUUACGCGCGAGAACUGGGCAUUCGUCGCGAGAUUUUGUUUUCUAACGGAGAGCGGUACUUUCCGGUAUCACUUUCAAUUGGGGGGCGAAGAACGCGAGCUGAAGCUCCUGCUGUACUACGAUGGUCCCCAUCAAUGGCCCACCGUCUAUCCUUCCAAUAAAACGUGUGAGGAGAAGGAGAGUAUUCUCGACAUCGACUACGGUCAAAUAGUACCACUGAACACGUCGAAGCGCUUUUCAUCGGGAUGCGUGCGGGGCGACGACGGCGUAGUCCGAUGCGACAGCCAGAGGAAAUUCAUCUCGGCCCGACCGAGAUGGUGGUUUAUAGUUUUAGCCGACUGCGCUUCCAUGAAAGGCCUGAACGUCACGUACUGGAUAUCGUUGACCAACGCGCCGGCCGGCGCGUUCUGGAAGGAGCACUUCUCCGCGGAUGAAUUCUACAUACUGCCGCUGCUGAUACCAACCGUCUGCAUGUACAUGAUAUUCAUCAUCCUCAGUUUCUACAUAGCGCUGCAACUGCGCUCCAGGAGGCUGCUCCACGUGUCCUACAAACUGUUUAUAGCCUCCUUGCUGUGUCAAUUAACGGGGGUGUCAUGCGAGCUUUACAGUUACGUUAAUCUCGGUCUGAGGGGAGUGCCGGCGAUGGACGCUUAUCUGCUGGGUCAGCUCUUGGAGGCGUGCUCCGAGACUUUGUACACGAUCCUCCUGCUGCUGCUCGCUCUCGGUUACACGAUCACCAAAAGUGUCCUCACGUCGUCGCAAAUCCGAUGGCUUAUACUGUUUGUCAGUGUUACUGCACUUUUUCAACUGUCGCUGUUCGGGUAUCAAUCGGAGGCGUUUGAUCCAGGAUUGGUGUUAUACAUGUACGAGUCGCCACCGGGCUACGGUUUAAUCGCGCUGAAAUUGAUCUCCUGGUUCGUGUUUGUCACUCGUUGUUUCAGGACAAUCAGAAAAUUGAAUACGAAGCUCCACUUCUACACUUCGCUACUCUUCUUGGGGUCAGUGUGGUUCCUCUUUCAUCCCUUAACGGUAUUGAUCAAUACUGUAUUCGUGGACAAAUGGGUGAGAGAGAGCAUGGCCAAAGGAAGUUCCCUCUUCAUUGUCUUCGUGGGUCAUAUAAUGUUUUUAUAUGUAACUCGACCAUCUGUGAACAAUAAACGUUUUCCAUUCCACAUUAGGACAUUCCAAGUUGUGCCCAUAGGCGGCCACGGGCAGGAUCACAGCUACGAGCCAGGUCCUCGGACCGCAGUUACCGCAUUUACUAUCACACGAACACCAGCUUACAUUAGUCAAACACGAUAGCUGUAGAUAGAAUAGGAAGAAUAGCAAAAUAGAGACGUGCAACCACUGGUGGAAUGCACCGUUAAUAAAGCUUCGGCUCUCGAAGAAAAGCAAAUGGGUGGCUACUGGAAAAAAAAAUUUGUAAUGUCAAUUGUAUAUUUUUUUACAAUACAUGAUGCAAUGCAACGAAUGUGCGCACAUUUUUUGCAUUGUAUCCAUCGAGACGGAAAUCCUAAUUUAGAUAGUGAAAUAAUGUUAACAGAAAUUGGUAAACGUUCAUAUGUAAGUAGGUAGUUUCGAAUCUAUACGAUUUUUCUCUCAUCUUGUCACAAAGAUAUUUAUAAUAAAGUGCAUGAUGCAAUUU